AUGUUAAAGGAGUAUAAUGUGCAGCAAGAUGUUAUGACAUUGUUUUGUGACAAUCUAAGUGCUAUCAACAUAACCAAAAAUCCAAUUCAGCACAGCAGAACAAAACAUAUUGAUAUUCGUCAUCAUUUCAUCAGGGAGUUAGUUGAAGAUGGUACUGUUACUUUGGAACAUGUCUCAACUGAAAAGCAGUUAGCAGAUAUUUUUACCAAAGCUCUGGAUGCCACACAGUUUGAAAAAUUGAGACAGUUAUUGGGUAUCUGCCUAUUUGAGGAAUUAUCGCAAUUAAAGGGAUUUUGGUGUGCCAACGGCUAUUUUGUCAUUACUUUUGAGGCACGCUUAAUCAGGAAUUUCCAUUGUUUCUUGAUAAUCUCUCCUGCAACCUCCACUGCACAACUUCAAAUCUCUGAAACUCACUCUAAAACCGUCCAUCCUUUUCUUGAAGACCCGUGUUUCCUUCUUUGUGUCCUCUUCACCAUGAGUCAAGAUUCUAGCAAGAAACUCACUCCUGAGAUGAAUGCUUACGGGGUAAAGGUAAUGGGUUUGAAAUCCAAAACCCCAAAAUCUUCAAGGGUUUCAAAAUCCUCUCCUCAUACCUCUGAAAUCGCAAUUGCUCAAGGUAUUCCUCAACCAUCGUCUGAUCCGUGCAAGAAGAAAGGGAAAAAGGCACGAUCCAAGUCAGAUGCGUCCAAAGCAAAGAAGAAGAUGGUAACGAGAAGCUCAGCGGCUACCCAGGGAGUGAAUUCCGAGGCUGAAAUCAACCCAAGUACAGGUGAUGAUGUUGCUGAUCCUCGUAUCACUGAAGUGUUGGAAACUCCUCUCAAGGAAGUUUUACAUGCAGAUGUAGAUCCAAUUGUUCCAUCACCAAGCAACAAUCAAUCAAGCCACGAUGUUGAUACUGAUUGCAACAAGGAUUCUGAUCAUCUUGAGGAAGAGGUAAUGGUUCCCAACUCUACUCCCUCCGUUGAUAAAGAUAUGCAUGUCGAGGAUGUUCAGGAUGUCAUUGAAAACUCAGAAUCUGAUGAGGUGUUGAUCAACACCCUUGGUGCUUCUGCUUCUGUUGCUUCAAAGAGGCGGAAGAUGACUGUUGUUCGUAAGUACUCUACGCGGUCCUAUGGCAAGAAGUUAGGUUUGGGUUUGAGUGAGAACAAGAAGCGCAAGAAGGUCAUUAUUCUUGAUGAUGAUACUCCUGUUGUACAGAAUGUCAAGAGAAAGGUUCACAAAGAUAAUGCUACUCCUGUUGUUGAUGAGACUCCAACUGUGGAGUUGGAUAAGUCAGAUACUGGUUCUGCUGCUCGAAAGCGCAAGAUUGGGAAACGAAUUCCAGAAAAUGUGCCUGCUGCUCCUUUGGAUAACAUUUCCUUUCACUCUGAAGAAAGUGUUGGUAAGUGGAAGUAUGUUUAUCAGCGCAGGAUUGCUCAAGAGAGGGAAUUGACUGGUGAGAUUUUGCAUUGUCAAGAAAUUAUGGAACUUAUUGAGGCCGCUGGGUUGUUGAAAACUGUUACUGAGAUUGGUGGCUGCUAUGACAAGUUGGUGAGAGAAUUUAUUGUGAAUGUGACUACAAAUUGCACUGUGUCUGGGCAUCCUGAUUUCAGGAAAGUUUUUGUGCGUGGUAGGUGUGUACACUUUUCACCUGAGAUCAUUAAUCAGUAUUUGGGAAGAAGCGCUAUUGACACAGGAAAUGCAGAGUUGUCUUUGAGUGCUAUUACUACUGAACUCACAGCUGGUCAAGUUAUGGUGUGGCAUGUCAAAGGUUUGUUGUCCUCUACUCAUUUGAGUGUGAAGUAUGCUAUCUUGAAUCGCAUUGGUGCUGCAAAUUGGGCUCCUACCACACACAGCUCGGAUGUUUCUUCAGGUUUGGAAAAAUUAAUUUAUCUGAUAGGUACUAAGGCUCAGUUUGAUUUUGGCGAAUAUGUCUUUGCUCAAACUAUGAAGCAUGCUGAAACCUUUGCUAUCAAGCUCCCUAUUGGUUUUCCUUGUUUACUUUGUGGGAUUAUCUUGAGCCAACAUCCUCAAAUUCUCCUUGUUGAUGAGGUUCCUAGCAAGAAGGCUAGUCUUCUCACUAUUGAUUACAGGCUGCUAGCUGGUGCUCAUGUUUCUGAUGUUGCUGGUUUGGCUGAGAUGACUCAGGGGGAGGGUGCUUCCUCUCAGAAGACUCCUGAGACUCCUAUUGUUGCGCUUAUUGUCGUGUUUAAGAUGCUUCAGGACACAAUUACUAGUUGUACAUUGAGGAAGAAGAAUGUGGACACUCUCAUUCUACAGUUGACUAAAGGCAAGAGGCCUCUUGAAGACAAUGCUGCUGCUAAUGAUCAAGAUGAUGCUGGUACUUUUGAUGAUGACACUACUAGUGAUUAG
Molecule: messenger RNA, 2352 nt
Organism: Lotus japonicus
Lineage: Eukaryota; Viridiplantae; Streptophyta; Magnoliopsida; Fabales; Fabaceae
Exons: 1
Coding region: 1-2352 (783 amino acids)
Source: RefSeq, a predicted model, not a curated record